AUGUCAUCCUCAUCGCCGUCGCCAUUGCCGUCGCUCUACAUUCCCACGCAGUUCCUCAAGUCCUGCCAAGCGUAUGACAAAUACCCUCGGAAGCUGGUCGGCCGGUCCCGAUACGGUGUGCCACUACUCGAACUUUGCCAGGAGCGCUUUCAGAACCGUCAACAGAGUCAAGACCUUUUCGUCCCGGAAAAACAGCUCUAUAUUCCCUACUGGGAUGUUCUCGAUUCAGGCCUGGUCGAACAAAGAAAUCUACUCUCGGAAGUAGAGCUGGGAGAGUGGCUAGGCGACAGCUUCCAACAAGACCCUGCUGAUCAAACAAAAUACCUCAAUGUGAGGUCGGACCCGUUAUGUCGGUUCAUAUUUCUCGUCGCAGCAGGGUCCACACAGCCGCUCGAGCUCACACCGGCAGCCUUGCAACGGAUUCUUUCCUACUUCCAGGUCAUGCCGUCCAUUCUGAACUUUUUGUACGCGUACGGUGGAAGGAAUGGCGAUGAUAGAGAACUACGAUUUAGUGGAUUCCGCACGGAGAAGACCCUGGCUGAUCCCAACCCAGGCCUGGUACUCGACGCCCUCAACCGAAGCGGUAAGAGAUACCAGAUGUGCUACAACCUGAAGACAGUUGCAGUCAAAGAUAUAGACAAGAGCAACUUGAUCAACAUGAGUUGGAAGAUUCGACAGGCGUCAGUGUAUCAUCAAUUCGACGUUGAGAAGGGAACCCAAUCUUGGAUCAUUGGGGACCCCUUGGAAACAAUGAAUGGCCUCGUAAGGGAACAUAUCCACGAGGAGAGGAGCCAUGCUCAUCGCUUCGGAACCAUCCACCAGGCUUUCAGGACUAGCAUUGAGACUCACAUGGUUUUCACGCGAUGGGCGUGCGAAGAGUGGCGCUGGCAUAUCGAAUCGUCGGAGGAAAUCAUAGAAAACAUCACUUACCACUUCAUCGAUAAUGCCGGUAUGAAACUGCGGUGGGAACCGCAGUCACUCACCAUCAUCCAGAAGCGGGAUGAGAAGCUUCGGGAAACCAUUACGGCCCUGGAAGCAAAUGCCGAAAUCAUGGACCGACUGAAGGUCUUCUAUGUGAAUCUUGUAUCAGACCAAGACUUCCCAACACAAGUGCGCUCUUGUGCAACUCACAGCGUCAACGAGUUUGCAUCGCAGAUGGACGAGUACAUCUACGACACCAGGAUGCAAAUCAAACGGGCGAAAGUCCUCUCAACUCUGGUUUCAGAUCGCAAACAGAUCUUAAUCCAACACCUCCAGGCGCAGACGGCAGCGAGACAGGAGGAACUCACGGCACGCCAAGAGAAGCUGGCAAAAAAGGCAGGGCUAGAAGCCAUUGCUGUCCGUAUCAUAACCGUCAUCACACUAUUCUACUUGCCAGCAACAUUCGUCUCGACAUUCUUCAGUACCAAUGCGGUGACGUUCCAGAACGACGGCAGUGAUGAUUCGACCUCGGGUAACACGACCGCACCGUCGCAACUGGCGCUAGAGCGGUUCUUUGAGGUGUCUGUGCCCCUGAUGGCGCUCACUUUCGGUCUGGCGAUCGCUUGGUACUACUACGAGCGCCGACAGAUACGGAAACAGCCAGCGUGGAUGGACGAGAAACACGAAAUGGUAUGA
Molecule: messenger RNA, 1617 nt
Organism: Anthostomella pinea
Lineage: Eukaryota; Fungi; Ascomycota; Sordariomycetes; Xylariales; Xylariaceae
Source: the annotation of a GenBank genome assembly